GUAAACACUACGGGAGGAGGGGGGUAUUUGAGACUGAUUUUGUGGUAUUUUUCGACCGAAAAGUGCUAAUCUUUUUUGCUCACGGCAUUCUUUGGAAUGUGUAGAUUGUGGAACAAGUGCUGAAAUAUGCUUAUCUAUUGUAAUUUGGCUACGUUAGCCUUAGACAUGUUGCACUGUUGACGCUGAUGAAGAAUAGGCGGCACCAAAGCUUUAAAGACUAGUAUCUUUUGAAAUUGAAAUUUGCCUCUCAGUCUCUCAAGAAUCAAGAUGCCAAAUAGAUGUGCAGGAUUUGAUUGCUGACAAACCAGGGAUGAGGCUCAAGAGUCAAGAGAUCACCCUGCAUUGGCAAGUGGCUGGAACAACCCCAGUGCCGCACAGUUCUGCGGGAUAUUCCGGCACCUGCUCCACCGCUGCGGCGUCCGGCCCGGCAGCACAGGGAAAGUGGCAGCCCUCGACCCGACCAGCAUCCUGGCAGUCGGUCACACGACCAGCGGCCGGGGAGCCAGCCUUACUACCUCGGCCUCCACCACCUCAGACAACGGUGCCACGGCACUCCACAUCAUCACGGAGCACGACUUCCAGCCUGGGCUGUCGUCUGGUGGGCAACAUCGUCACCUACAUCGCAGGGUUCGUGGUGAAGAAGGCGCUCGACUCUGUCAGCUGUAGCACCUGUCAGGAGGCCCUGGUGAGCGACAUCCAGCCGGACGACAUGACACAGCUUUACCACCUCUUCAUCAUCUCUGCCAGAUGAGCUAAGGUGGGGACGGGUUACAUGCCUGGGAUCUGACUGAGACCCGCUCAUACCCUGCCGAAGUGUUGGUGAUUUCAGCGGUCAGCUGUCUCUAGCCGGUGUCAGUGAGUCGCGGCCAGCUGCCGCUGGAGUGGGUAUCUACCGUCGAUAGCUGCUGUGUGGCGGAUAGCGUGGAUUUGGAUGGACACUUCAUAUUAAUGAACAGAUCAAUGUCUGGCCGAUAAAAGACGUAUUUUGUCGAUGAUUGCUUAGUGACUGAGUGGGUCCACUGGCGACCAAUGCAGUGGGCGCUGGGUUAACGCCUCGCCUCUUGUGACCGUGUCGAUAUAUAGCAUUGUUAAUUGCCGAUUCGUUGCCGGCCGUCUCUGCUCCGUGGCUGGCUGAUCCGGCACAAACUGGUGUUCGUGGCUGAAGGCGCGGCUACAGUUACACUAGCUCGCCACGUGCCUGUGCGACUAUCGUCGGUGCUGUCUGCAAGGGCGAUGUCGGUGCCUGUAGGGGGCGCGGAUUGAUUCAAAGUGAGGAAUGGGUCAUCGGAGCUCGGGUCAGGUCAUGUUCGGCUUAAAUAAGCGGAUUUUGCGAUUUGCCGCAUCCGGUUGAAUUUCCUUGCCUUCUAGUGCAUGUUUAUGCAUUUUACAUGCGUUUUUUUUUUUAGUGUUGAUGUCUAGAUAACGUGCAUUUGCCUCGAGGUCAAGGCUGCGCUUCAUAUGGGCAGUUUUCGGAGCAUCUUGCUCAUUUUAUUCGUAAUCCUUAAUUAUGUUUGCGGAUUUGUGCCCGCAAAUCAUUUUUUUAAAGUAAGAUUGACACGGGAUUCGAGAUCGGCGCCCAUAAAUACACUUCACAUGACCCGCCAUGUGUCAAGGCCAUCCGAGGUCAUCUAAGGUCGCUGACCUUGUAUGACCUUAUGUGACCCGGUUCGCUAGAUUUCGAGAUGAGGUUGAUUGGGAAUGAUGUAACCCAUUUCGCCGACAGUUCACGCGUUUUGGUCGAUUUUAUAGCGAAAGAUCUCAAACUCCAGUGACUUUACUGGUUCGAUUUCCAGUGUUUGACCUGACCUCUGAGUUCACCCGUUGACCUAGUACCCUGAAAUUUGGUAUCACUGGUUUACUCACAUCGCGGACAGCAUACCUAUUUUUUCCGUUCUUGCUCCGUCGAGGGGCGAACGGCUGGAGUUCACUCCGUUCACCCUGGCUUCCCCUACUCGUAAGACGCUGACAAACUACGAACGGGUGAGGGCUAAAAUUGCACUUAUUAUCGAUCAUUGUCCAUUGCAUACUGCAUACAUAGAUAUAAAGUAUGGUAGCCAUAAUGGGAAACGAAUUUAAUCUUAAAUUAGCAUGCCAAUUGCAUCUACCUUCGGUGCCGCAUAUCCUUUAUCAGCGUCUUCAGGGCUAUAUGUCUAGGGCUGAUGUAAUUACAUUACUAUAAAUACACAUGUUUCUGCCCUUGUUUCACAAUCUACUCAUUCCAAAGAAUGCCAUAGGUAAAAAAGAUUAACACUUUUCGGUCGAAAAAUACCACAAAAUCUGUCCCAAACACCCCCCUCCUCCCAUAGUGUUUACACAGCGCCGCAGAUUCUCGCCCUCACCAACAUGGCGGCCGCUGCUACGUAUUCGCGAGUCGCUCCCGACAUGGGGGUGCCCUAUCUAGUCUUUAUAUCUAUGGUGAAAGUCCAUUUUAUUUUUUUAAGAACUCACCGUUUUACUUGAUAACAUUGGUUAAAACAUAAAUCCCAAAGCUUUUUUUUGUUUUAGAUCAAUGUUCACAGUUACGUUACGAACCAGUUUCUCUAAAAAUUUAUCUUGAUGAAGGGAGGUUUCAAUGCAUUUUCAUGGCCUAACAUAGUUUUCCUAGCAAUACUACCAUAUCCUAACCGUUUCAAUAAUAACGCUCUUCAGACAUUUUAAAGCUGUAGUAGAGUUUGCUUCGCAAAAAAAAUCCCUGAAAUUUAUCAGACAAGUGGUUCAUUAGACAACAUAUUUUUGUUUUAAGCUGUUAAUAUGGCCGCAAGACGAUUAACAAUGUACCUCGGUCAAUGUCUACCUUCAAAUGUUGAGGGCUUAGCCAAAGUCACGGUUCGAACCCUGAAGAGAGACGAAAUACUGAAUGCGUUUUUCCCGGAGAACACCACACUGGACGUGCGGGACCCACAGCACCAGUGCCGCGCCGGAGACACCGUGCUCAUCGAACAGAUGCCCGACGACGCCCUCGGCAAGGUCAAGUUCCAGCUGCUGAAGACGGUGUACCGUUACGGCGACAACAGGGACCCCAUCACCGGCAAACUGGUCAUGGGAACGGAGUACAGGGAGCACGUGGACCUGGAGGCCCAGCUGGCGGGGAAGGACGGUGGCGUCACCUUCGACUACGAGAGCGCCCCGCCGCGGGGCUGGCAGGAGGGCAAGAAGGACUGGUCGCACCGCGAACCAGAGGUCAAAUGGCACGACGACGGAAAGUGGGAGCCGCACCAGUGGUGACUGGUGGUCUCAUACCAGACUUUGGUGCCGUCGGGGCUGUGUGUGAAGUGAGGAUGGAUGCGAGGUAUGCUGGGGUGGUGUGUUUUUUAAUAGUCGUUGGAUUGUGAGGAUGUUAUAUAGUGUAUUGCAUGGUCA
This is a messenger RNA of Amphibalanus amphitrite, 3360 nucleotides long. RefSeq names its product 28S ribosomal protein S17, mitochondrial-like. The coding region runs from base 2752 to 3225 and encodes 157 amino acids. Gene Ontology annotation, cellular component: mitochondrial small ribosomal subunit. Gene Ontology annotation, biological process: mitochondrial translation. NCBI's taxonomy places the organism in Eukaryota, Metazoa, Arthropoda, Thecostraca, Balanomorpha, Balanidae. The transcript has 5 exons. Gene Ontology annotation, molecular function: structural constituent of ribosome. The record is from RefSeq and is a predicted model, not a curated record.